GUCAGCUUUGUUGAUACCUUUUUGUUCUUGUAGGGAUGGAUGCGCUGAAAAAUGCAUAUUUUACAAAUCUCUUACAAGAUGGUUUGAUCUUAGAAGAUGAACUCUCAAUGGAGCCUCAAGAUGAAGUUGAAUUUACUUAUGCAAAUCAAAAUGUAGAAGAGUUCACCCAAGCAUCUCAAACCUCAGCUCAAAUGGGAUCCACUUCUAAGAAACCGCAACGUGGUGGCAACUUCACCGAAGAAGAAGACAAAUUGCUUGUAUCGGCAUAUCUGAAUAUAAGCUUGGAUGCUGUGCAAGGGAAUGACCAGAAACGUAAAACAUAUUGGAGAAGAGUGUGGGAUUAUUUCGAGGAGCACAAGUCUUUCAUUUCUGAGCGUAAUGAGAACUCUCUAAUGAACAGGUGGUCAGCGAUUCAACUUUCUGUUAACAAGUUCUGUGGAUGCUAUGCUCAAAUUGAAUUGAGGCAUCAAAGUGGUGUGACCGAGGAAGACAAGGUCUCUGAAGCAAAAACUUACUACAAGUCACUCGAUACCUCAAAAAAUAGCUCAUUUCAGUUUGAACACUGUUGGAAACAGUUGAGGUACCAACCAAAAUGGUUGGAGGACUUUGAGAGGAAAAAACCAAAGAAGAACCAAACUUGGACAGUACCUUCUCCUUCUACUCCAGAGUUGGUAGAUCUUGGAGAAGGUGAUGCCACCUUUGUGGACUUGGAGAGACCUCCGGGUAAUAAAAGUGAGAAGGAGCGAUUGAAAAAAAGAAAGAAAGCUGAAAUUUCCACUUCACCUCUUGCAGGAAUACUAACUGAUAUCAAGGAAGAACAAAAAAAAGCGAGUGACAAGAAAAUGGACAUUAUCCAACAACUACAUGUUCAAGAGCAAGAGAGACACCAACUUGAGAAAGAGAAACUUCGUCAAGGGGAAGAGAAAAUCUCUAUUAAGAAAAAAAUGCUUCGUGUGGAAGAGAUGAAAGAGGAGGAGAGAAUAAUGUUGGUGGAUACAAGUGCCUUGCCUCAUGUGCAACAAGAGUACUAUCAAAGCCGACAAAGGGAGAUCCUUCAACAACGCGAAAAAAGGAUUUAGAAUUGUUAGUAGUUGAACUUUUUUGGAUAUCUACAUGUUUUGGCGGGGUUGAACUAGUUUGCCUCGAUGAUUCCUGGUUUUUGUUAUAGUUUUGUCAUUAAGAAUGUAGAUGAUUGCUGGUUUUUGUUGCCUCGACGAUUGUUGGUUUUCGCUGGCUAAGUUUGUUAGUAAUCGAAGUGUCGAACUUUGUAAGCCUUUUGAUGGCGAAAUUUACAUCUGAUGAAUAUUU
Messenger RNA from Rhododendron vialii, 1308 nucleotides. Its product is annotated as glutathione S-transferase T3-like. Lineage: Eukaryota; Viridiplantae; Streptophyta; Magnoliopsida; Ericales; Ericaceae. The coding region runs from base 36 to 1079 and encodes 347 amino acids. The record is from RefSeq and is a predicted model, not a curated record. The transcript has 2 exons.